CAACUAAAAGCGUUUGGUGGGAAAUUAAGAGAAGCAGAAAACCCUGUGCUGUUUUUUGAGCGUUCGGUCUACAGUGACAGGUACAUCUUUGCUUCCAAUCUGUACGAAGAAGAAUGUCUGAAUGAGACAGAAUGGACGGUAUAUCAGGACUGGCAUGAGUGGAUGAAUUCCCAGUUCUGUGCUGAUCUUGAAUUGGAUGGAAUUAUUUAUCUUCGAGCUGAUCCAGAGAAAUGUCUGAGCAGGAUUCAUACCCGUGGAAGAGAUGAAGAACAAGGAAUUCCAAUGGAAUACCUAGAAAAACUUCAUUACAAGCAUGAGAGCUGGCUUCAUCACAGGAACAUGAAGACAGAUUUCGCAUAUCUGCAAGAAAUACCCAUCUUGACACUUGAUGUGAAUGAAGAUUUUAAGCAUGAUAAGCAGAAACAAGCAUGCAUGAUUGAAAAGGUUAGAGAGUUUUUGAGCACGUUAUAA
This is a messenger RNA of Staurois parvus, 471 nucleotides long. Lineage: Eukaryota; Metazoa; Chordata; Amphibia; Anura; Ranidae. The record is from the annotation of a GenBank genome assembly.